AGAGGUGGAGCCGACGCUCCGGAGGUGGACCGUGAGUCGCUGGAGCAACAGGUGCUUUGCUUUUUGGACAGCAAGGGCAUAUCUGUUGACAGCGGAGAUAUUGAGGCCUGUCAUGCCCUGCGGAGCAAGAACUCAACAGCCACCCCAGCAAUAAUAAUCCGGUUCAUCAACAGGAAAAAGAAAUAUGCACUCCUCAGACAAGGAAGGAAACUGAAGGGGACCAAUGUUUACAUCAACGAACACCUUACGAAGAAGAACGCGGACAUCGCAAGGAGAGCACGUAUACUGAAGAAACAAAACAAGAUUCAAGCAACAUGGUCGACAAAUUGUAAAAUGUUCAUCAAACUAAACGGAUCAACAGCAGAGAUGGCGAAAGUGAUCAUUAUCAGGGACAUCACCGAGUUGGAUCAGUUUGAUGAAUGAAACAUCAAAAUCAACAUAAGCACAUUGCAAAGAAGGCAGACAGGAAGCAGAGCCCUGAGGAGAUGCUGGCCGCUCUGGCUGAAGAAGAUAGCCAGUCAGACUCUCCGGUCGACUCGGAGUCGGACGACGAGGACCUCCUGCAGCCGGAGAGACGCCGGGACUCACAUCAUGAUGUUCCACCAUCGGAAAGUGAUGAAGAAUACGAGUCUAAAAUGGCUUCUGCUCCCCCCUCACAUCCUCAGCCAUCAUCUUCCUCAUCUGGAUCUGAAUCACCCAAAGACACGCAGUCCAAAGGAAAAGCCUCAUCAAACCCCAUGAAGCGUGUCUGCAGGUCUCCCCGAGGUGGGUCUCCCCGAGGUGGGUCUCCCCGAGGUGGGUCUCCCCGAGGUGGGUCUCCCCGAGGUGGGUCUCCAGCCCUCAGAUGCAUGCCCAUGUAUUAUGGGGAAGAUGGCACCCAGUCCAGGAGGUACUGCAGGAGGUGCAGAGAUGCUGGCUCCAAGAGGGUGAAGACACCGGUCUACUGCAGCAAGUGCCAGGUCCCUCUGUGCCUCACUGCCAACAAGAACUGUUUUACGGAGUGGCACCUAAACCCUCACAUUCAGGAUGUAUGAAGUUCUGCCAGUGUGUUGUUUUCACCUACCUCUAAAGUAGAGUGUGGAUUUCUUGUAUAUUGUGUUUAAUGUUUGAAAUAAAUCUGCUCCAGUUGGAGUCAAACUGUG
This is a messenger RNA of Trematomus bernacchii (emerald rockcod), 1142 nucleotides long. RefSeq names its product clumping factor A-like. The record is from RefSeq and is a predicted model, not a curated record. Lineage: Eukaryota; Metazoa; Chordata; Actinopteri; Perciformes; Nototheniidae. The coding region runs from base 420 to 1034 and encodes 204 amino acids. The transcript has 3 exons.